AUGGGAUCAAUAGGUCAUAAACGCGCAAUUUGCAUAGCGAAUUGCAGUGGAGCAAAUCCCGACCCUGGGUAUAAGAUGUUAGAGCAGGCUACAACUGGAGACGUCGAUGCAAUCACGGGCGAUUACCUUGCGGAGUUCAACCUGGCAUCGAAUGCCCUCGCCCAUAAAUCAUCGCAACACCCGGGCUGGGAGCGUACCUGCGAGGACGGACUCCUGCAGACCAUACAAGUUGCCAAUGAAAAAAGAUUGAAGAUCGUCGUGAAUGGUGGCGCCAUAAACCCGAAGGGACUCGCCGAACUCGUGCAAUCCAAGGUGGAUGAAAAUAAUUACAGUCUCAAGGUCUCGUAUGUCCAAGGAGAUAAUGUGCUUUCUCGGCUGGGUGAGAUUUUCAGCACCUCGACUUAUUCACACCUGGACUCAAAUCGGGCAAGAGUCAAGCUUAACAAAGCAACCCACUCUUUCCUCGAUACCCAAAAAGAGAUUAUUUCGGCACAUGCAUACCUGGGCGCCCGGGGUAUCACUGCUGCUUUACGAGCAGGAGCUGACAUUGUAAUUACUGGUCGUGUCGCUGAUGCGAGCCCUGCGGUCGGUUUGGCAGCAUGGUGGCACAACUGGUCGGAGCAUGAAUUUGACAAACUGGCCGGGGCUUUUGUUGCUGGACAUCUCAUCGAAUGUGCUUGCUACUCAACGGGAGGUAACUUCUGUGGUUUCACCAAGUUUGAAACCGAAGAUUUGGUGAACUUGGGUUAUCCCAUUGUGGAGAUCGAACACGACGGGACCUUUGUCUUGACGAAGCACGAACAACUCAAAGGAUUUGUUACUGUCGACACAGCUCGAGCACAGCUCCUGUACGAAAUUCAAGGCAACAUUUACCUAAACAGCGAUGUCAAGGCCGACUUGCAAGACAUUAUCAUGGUACAAGAAGGACCCAACAGGGUGCGUGUUAGCGGUGUCAAGGGCCACCCACCACCCCCUACUACGAAACUCGCACUCUUCUACAUUGGGGGUUAUCAAGCUGAAUGGAUUUUCGGCGCAACUGGGACACACGAGGAGGUUAAAGCCAAAUGGAGACUUCUCGAAGCGCAGAUCAAGUGGAUCUUGAAACGCAGGGCAAUUCGUGAGGACCAAUUCGACGAGCUUCAAUUCCAGCAUCUAGGAGUUCCAGAGGCAAAUCCCAGGAGCCAGGAGAGCGGCACUGCAGUCUGCAGAGUGUUUGCACAGUCCGAAGAUGAAGCUGUUGUUCGGCAAGUCUUCGAGGCGUGGACUGAGACAAGCAUGCAGCACUACUCCGGUAUGCAUACGCCUUUAGACAUCCGUACAGCGGUUCCCAAGCCUUAUCUGGCAUACUUCCCGGCGCUCAUUCCGCAGAGCUCCCUCCAUGAAACUGCUACGAUUCUUAAGCCUGAAACGAUAAUCGAAGCCGGCAACGUCACUGUUGUUGAAGAGCUCCUUCCUUCACUCGACUACGAUACGAAGGACCCUGUGCCUUUGGAACAGUUCGGCCCAACCGUGAAUGUCCCCAUGGGACAAGUUGUCUAUGCCAGGAGUGGUGACAAAGGCGCAAAUGCGAAUGUUGGCUUUUGGGUACAACAGCAGGAUGAGUAUGACUGGCUGCGUUCCGCAUUGUCCAAGAAGGAGAUGAUCAGAAUCCUCGGCGAUGAUUGGAAGGAUGAAUACCAUCUGGAGCGUGUAGAGAUGCCAGGCAUUUUCGCGGUGCAUUUUGUCAUCUACGGAAUCCUUGGUCGUGGAGUUUGUUCAUCAUCUCGCCUGGACAACUUUAGCAAGGGUGUCGCUGACUAUCUCCGUUCAAAGUAA
This is a messenger RNA of Fonsecaea multimorphosa CBS 102226, 1815 nucleotides long. RefSeq lists its product as uncharacterized. The transcript is spliced from 5 exons. Bases 1 to 1815 code for a protein of 604 amino acids. The record is from RefSeq and is a predicted model, not a curated record. NCBI's taxonomy places the organism in Eukaryota, Fungi, Ascomycota, Eurotiomycetes, Chaetothyriales, Herpotrichiellaceae.